GUUAUAACUUGCCUGUGUGAGCGUCACCACCACAGCUUCCCCUCCUCCAUAUCGUCAGCAAUACUGCUGCUGCUGCUUCUAACACCCCUACGUCGCACCAGCAACACUGCUACUGCUGCUACGUCGCACCAAUAACACUUCUACUGCUGCUACUAUACAUCUACGUCGCACCAACAACACUGUUACUACUACUGCUACACUUCUACGGCGUCCUCUUCUCCCACCAUACAACCUUGCAUUAAAUAAUAUGUAUCUUUAUUUUAGAAAUCUAUUGCUCUAAACUCAGACAUAAAUAAACCUGGUAAAAAUGAGCAACAGUAUCAGUGCUUUUUAAUUUGUACUUGUGAGUUAGAGUGGACACUUCCUGGGCCAGUUAUGCACCACUCGCAGUGACCAUUACUGGCAGUGACUGUUAGUGUCAGUGCCACUACUGCCAGUGCGUGUGGUUUAAUGUGAACGCUGUCAGAAUAUAUAUACCUGGAGUAUACCUGGAGAGGGUUUCGGGGGUCAACGCCCCCGCAUGAGUGUACAGUUAAGUAGGUGGUGACGGUGGGCGUCAAGGAGCAGCAUCAGGUGGACGUUGACCUGUCUGGGAGCAUCAUCAGGUGAAGGUUGACCUGUCAAGGAGGUCAAGCAGGAUGUUGACGGAUCACCUACAUUCAGUGAUCCAGGCGGUAGCGCAGACGGUAGCGCAGCAGUACGCUAGGUGGAGUGUACACUCCUGCGACACUGACGAAGAUGAGGCUCAGGAACCCAAGCAGGCACUGGAAAAAUUCAUUCAGAUGCUGAAAACUGACUUGCAGCGUGAAAGAAGAGGGAAACAAGGUGUUGAAAACUUGGCAAAGGCUCUGCAAGAAACUCCUACUUUUGGAGGGGAAGAAUCUCAGCAGGAUGUGAAUGAUAAACUGCAACACGAUGCCUACAACAGACUGCAACAUAUGAAGGCAAUGCUGGCCUACCUGGAGGCUGCACGAUACAAGGUGCAGAGCUCACUAGAUGAGCUCAGUAACCGACCCAAGAUGACACACCCACUUGCUAAACACAUUGAAGUUCAUCGUGACAAACAAGGUCUUGCCUUCUCCAUUUUGAAGGUUCCACCAUGGGUACGAGGUAACAGCGUGGAUGUGUCUCCUGCCAGUGAUUCUCCAACAGGCUCUCCCAACUGGAAUGACAGAGGCACUGCUGAUGGAACCUCAGUACAACCAGAUUCAGACUUUGAUGAGUUCAGCUCCCAGGGUUCAGACCGAGACUACCAAACAACUAUGACAGAAGAUAAUGUGGACUCAGGCACUAAAGAUGGUGUCUACUAUGCUCAUCCCUUAGCUUCAGCACCAUCAGUAGGCAGGUGCAAGGCUCUCUAUGAUUAUGAAGCCAACAUGUAUGAUGAGCUCACCAUCAGAACAGGUGAUAUCAUAAACAUCCAUGAGAAGCAGCCCGAUGGUUGGUGGGUGGGAGAGCUGGAGAGUGUAGUCGGUAUCUUCCCCGCCACUUAUGUUGAGGAGAUAGACUGAUAUCAGCCAUGCCCGGAGUGCCCAUCCCUUGUCACCAAGAAUGUCCAGUGUCUCCAUAAAACCCCUGCUUGGGAGGAGAGUUUUGCCUAAUUUAGUAUUAUACUUUAAUAUGUCCCGGCGUUAUGUCUACAGUAUUUACUGAUACAAAAGAAACCUGGCUGUAUCAAAACCUCCAAAAUUAAAAAAUAUUGGCACUUUUAUUUAUUAGCAUAAUAUUCUUAAAACUAACAUUAAAGAUUUAAAAAAAUGGAAAGCAUUUAUCAGAUAAUUAUGUAAAAAAAAUAUAAACUAUGUGUAAGUGAUAAGUUUUUAGGAAGUCAGCAAGGCAGGUAAUGAACAUAACCCCGAAUAACAGUGGCAUAUCAAGAGUGAUGCUUUAUUGAGCUCAUGUGAUUUUGCAAUGUCAAAGUCAUGUCUGAUUAAUCUGCAUAGAAAAGCUGCACUCCGUGGCAAUAUACAAAUUUCUGAAAAGAAAUUGUGCAACUGCAUUUUGAACAUUAGCUGUUGAAAUAUAAUAAUAAAUGUUCAUACACAAAUCUAUACAUGAAUUUCACUAAAAUGCAUUUUGCUCAUAAAGAAGGAACUUUAGAAUGACUAAGUUAUGCGGCUGUGCCUAUUUGGACAGAAUAGGUGAAUGCAUAUACACAGUCUAUAAAUUGUUUUACUACUGUAUUUAAUUUUCCACAUUUGAGUGCCAUUGUGAUAGAGUACAUUGUGUAAUUAUUUUGAGUCUUACUGUGUGAAAGUUGUGUAUAUAUAUCAUGUAAAGUCUUCCCAGUUUUCUAUAUAUUUGGUACAGUAUACUAUUGCUUUGACACUUUAUGAAGUCAAUUGAACUCUAGAAAAAAUCUAGAUUUCUUAAGGGGUAGAUGUAUUAAAUGGUAAUGCGGUUUAUAAAUACUGUUAUGUAUAUUAAUCAUUUUAAAAUGCAUUACUAUUUAGUUCUAAUUAUGACAAAUUAAAAGCAAUUUUCUAAAAACUAGGAUUCAUUUUAUAUGAAUUAUAAUUGCAUAAUUUUUGGGGGAUGGGCUAUUAUAAAAUUUGUAAAUAUCCACCCUUGCUUGUUUAGGGACAUAACCUACAAUGUAGUCAUUAAAGACACUACCUCUUUUGAGGUGCUCUCUUAGCCUUCCUUGACUAUCACAUCUGAUGAUAAACUCAUCCCCAUCCCUCCCAAGCUUGUCACUGAAUGUAUGUGGUGAAUGAUUUACACUUAUUAAUAUUAAUUACUGUUUAGUGAAGGUAUCUUUCUUUCCCCACAUUUUGCAAGAAUCUGAUCUUUAUAGAACUGUAAACUUGACAUCCCUGAUUUGACUAAGUUCAAUUUUAUAUACUUAUAUAUUUUGUGUACAUUGCUGUAUAUGGCUGUAAGUUGAAUCUAAUGUAUAUAGUUUAUAAUUCACAAUUUGUUUGAUACACAGUUCUUUGUUCUCAUAGUCUGUGUACUGUACUAGGAAUCUAUAUUUGACAUUAAAAUGCAGUAUUAUUUCACCUAUUUUGGUUCAUUACCUAAUGCAUUAUGAUGUAUGGUAAUUUAAUCUAUAAUAUGGACUGAGAUUAUAUAAUCCUUGAAAGGAAUUUUGAGAAUCCAAAUAAACAAAAAUAAGAUCUUGAAAACUGCUUAAAUUUUGUAAUACAUUUAUGCAAAAUUUUAUUUCUUACACAAGAUGUAAAUAACAAGCAUAAGCACAUGGUGGUCCUUUACAUAUAACUAUACUGUACAAGUGCCAUGCUUCUGGUCAGUAAAUAUCAUUCAAACAUGUGUUAGGGUGCAAAGAUGUAUUCCAAUUUGUACUAGCACUAAAUAGUGCAAAUAUAUUCCUAAGAGUAAUGAUUUGCUAUAACUUGAGCCUGUUACACUUCAGGGGAUGUGCUAAGGGGCUCUUGAUACAAGGAGCUGGACUUAUCCUUCCCUUCUCCAGGCACUAUAUGAUCCUUAUGGGUUUAAUACCAAUUUAACCUUAAUUCUGUUCACAAUAUUAUGCUACAAACAAAAAAUCUAAGGUAUGGGUAAAGUCUUUGCAAUAGCAUGUGCUUGUUAGGUAAAUGGACUUGAUAUAAUUAAUGUAUCCCUAUAAAACAAAAUUAGGAAAUCUUAAUACAAUGUUAUCAGGGGACAACUGUGUGCAUGUGUGCCUAUGUGCUAGUGUUGGAAAUAAAUUUCUGCAUGGAAA
Cherax quadricarinatus is the source of this 3685-nucleotide messenger RNA. The record is from RefSeq and is a predicted model, not a curated record. Lineage: Eukaryota; Metazoa; Arthropoda; Malacostraca; Decapoda; Parastacidae.